Molecule: messenger RNA, 1116 nt
Organism: Drosophila busckii
Lineage: Eukaryota; Metazoa; Arthropoda; Insecta; Diptera; Drosophilidae
Gene: CAH9
Product: carbonic anhydrase 2
Exons: 7
Coding region: 77-1009 (310 amino acids)
Cellular component (GO): cytoplasm
Molecular function (GO): carbonate dehydratase activity; zinc ion binding
Source: RefSeq, a predicted model, not a curated record
CAGUUCGAAUUCGGUCACCCAAGGCACAAGUUGUUGCAAUCCGAACCCCCUUAAAUUGAAAAAAUAAAUUUCUGAAAUGAAGUUUGCAAUAAUAAGUGCAGUGCUGCUUGUUGUCUGCUGGUCUCAAGUGGUCAGCAGUCAUGUCUUUGGUUACUCAGAGCCAAAUCAGCGACGCUGGGCGCGUCAUCAUGGCCUCUGUGCGGGCAAAACGCAGUCACCCAUUGCCAUCACUUCCAGUCAUACCAUACCAGUGCAUAUGCCGGCUGUGGAUAUGAUUGGAUAUCACAACUUGCUGCCGUAUCCGCUGAAAAUGAUCAACAACGGCCAUACGGUCUCCAUUGGCAUACCCAAGGGUAAUGCAAGCGAAGAGCCGUCAGACUUUUUGCCUUACAUACGUGGCGCUAAAUUGCCAGGCGAAUUCGAGGUGGAGGGACUGCAUUUUCAUUGGGGCGACAAGAAUAAUCGUGGCUCCGAGCACGUCAUCAACGAUAUACGCUACACCAUGGAAAUGCACAUUGUGCAUCGCAACAAGAAGUAUGCGACAAUUGGCGAGGCGCUUAAUCAUCCCGAUGGCGCUGCAGUGCUGGGUUUCUUUUUCAAUUUGGAUGAGGAUGAGGGACAGGGCUUGGUGACUAUCAAUCGUCAUUUGCAUUUGAUCGCAGAUGCUAAUCAGGAGGCAGCGCUUAAUGUGACUUUCUCGCUGUCAUCGCUGAUCGCUGAGGUGGACGUGGACAAGUUUUAUACGUACAAAGGCUCGCUGACCACUCCUCCCUGCUCGGAGGCCGUCACCUGGAUACUGUUCCCCGAUCCCAUACCCAUCUCACCCAAACAGAUCUCACGUUUCCGCCAGCUGUCGGACACACAAGAUGGUGCACUCGUUGACAACUAUCGCACACUUCAGCCCGUUGGCAAUCGUCGCAUCUUUGCGCGCACUGGCCAUGUACGUCACACAUCGAUUGCGGCGCUCAAGAGCGAGGGCGACUAUCUCAAAUACGAUUGGUUCUAUUAAACGCUUGCGGCCUUGCGCUGCGGCUUGUGCCAUGCAAUUUUUAGUAUAACGCAUAUCUUAAGCACUUGCAUUUAUUAUUGAACUGUAACAGUUUCUCUCUCUCUCUC